GCGCAGCAUGCUGUGCUUGACCUAGUACGUACUGCGAACAAGUGUCGCCGGCUCAUCGCAUGCACAUCACAGGAUCUCUCGUAUAUAACCCUGAACAUUUCAUUACAUAUUCCAUUCUUGUGCAUUGCAUCGGUCUUCUAGCUCCAGACAUCGCGUGUGCAAAUGGCGUCGCUCGCUGUGCUCCUCCUGAUCCUUUCUGCAGCUCGGGCCUCCAAUGCCGCCGCCGUCCGCGUCGGGCUGACGCGCGUCCACUCCAACCCCGAUGUCUCCGCCACAGAGUUCGUGCGUGGCGCGCUGCGCCGGGACAUGCACCGGCACGCCCGGUUCGCCCGGGAACUCGCGUCGUCGGGCGGCCGCACCGUCGCCGCGCCAACCCGGAAGGACCUGCCGAACGGCGGGGAGUACAUCAUGACGCUGUCCAUCGGCACGCCGCCGCUGUCCUACCCGGCCAUCGCCGACACGGGCAGCGACCUCAUCUGGACGCAGUGCGCGCCCUGCGGCAGCCAGUGCUUCAAGCAGGCCGGGCAGCUGUACAACCCGUCGAGCUCCACCACGUUCGGCGUGCUCCCCUGCGCCAGCUCGGUGAGCAUGUGCGCCGCGCUGGCCGGGCCGAGCCCGCCGCCUGGGUGCUCCUGCAUGUACAACCAGACGUACGGCACGGGGUGGACGGCGGGCAUCCAGAGCGUGGAGACGUUCACGUUCGGCUCGACGCCCGCGGACCAGACCCGCGUCCCCGGCAUCGCCUUCGGCUGCAGCAACGCCAGCAGCGACGACUGGAACGGCUCAGCCGGCCUCGUCGGGCUGGGCAGGGGAAGCAUGUCGCUCGUCUCGCAGCUCGGCGCCGGCAUGUUCUCGUACUGCCUCACACCAUUCCAGAACGCCAACAGCACGAGCAUGCUCCUCCUCGGGCCGUCGGCGGCGCUCAACGGCACCGGGGUCCGCACGACGCCGUUUGUGGCCAGCCCAUCGAAGGCGCCCAUGAGCACGUACUACUACCUGAACCUGACGGGCAUAUCGGUCGGCACGACGGCUCUGUCCAUCCCUCCCAACGCGUUCGCCCUGAGGGCCGACGGCACCGGCGGGCUCAUCAUCGACUCCGGCACGACGAUCACGUCGCUUGUCGACGCGGCAUACCAGCAGGUCCGUGCCGCGAUCAAGUCCCUAGUGACGCUGCCGGUGGCCGACGGGUCGGACUCCACGGGGCUGGACCUGUGCUUCGCGCUGACGUCCGAGACGUCGACGCCGCCGAGCAUGCCGAGCAUGACGCUCCACUUCGACGGCGCGGACAUGGUGCUGCCGGUGGAGAACUACAUGAUCUUGGGCUCCGGGGUGUGGUGCCUGGCAAUGCGGAACCAGACCAUCGGCGCAAUGAGCACGCUCGGCAACUACCAGCAGCAGAACGUUCACCUACUCUACGACAUCCACAAGGAGACGCUGUCGUUCGCUCCCGCCAAAUGCAGCACGCUCUGAAGAGAAAUGUACAAAUAUGUGUGUACAUGCAUGUGUGCCUUCGUAGGUGUUUUUCAUCAGUUUUGUAUAGUUUCGAUUCUUUAUUCUUUUCUCCGGUUGAGUUCAGAGUGUAAAUUGUAUGCUUCAGAUUUAUUUGCGGGAAGGCUGCCUAGUGCCCGCCCGACAUAUAUAGGACAUAUUGCGCCGCCUCGGGUUCGGACCACGCUGGAGGGAGUGGGUCCCCAUCCUACUUGGCACGGCAAGUACGCGGGUGCUGCUCAACGGCUGUCCUGGACCGCCUGUCACUCACUGCAAGGGGCUCUGGCAGGGCGAUCCGGUUUCUCCCAUGUUGUUUGUCCUGGUGAUUGACGUCCUCGACCGACUCCUUCAGCAUGCUGUCGCUGCCGGCGUCCUCAUGCGGCUUACUCCGCGCCACAUGGCCUCUAGCAUCUCCCUAUAUGCUGACGACGUGGUCGUUUUCUGUCACCCACUAAUAGAAAAAAGGGCUUUGGUUCA
Triticum aestivum (bread wheat) is the source of this 1965-nucleotide messenger RNA. Its product is annotated as aspartic proteinase nepenthesin-1-like. Gene Ontology annotation, cellular component: extracellular region. Lineage: Eukaryota; Viridiplantae; Streptophyta; Magnoliopsida; Poales; Poaceae. Gene Ontology annotation, biological process: proteolysis. Gene Ontology annotation, molecular function: aspartic-type endopeptidase activity. The transcript has a single exon. The coding region runs from base 163 to 1470 and encodes 435 amino acids. The record is from RefSeq and is a predicted model, not a curated record.